AUGGUAUUACUAUUUGAUGAACUUCCGAACGAAAUUAUAUUAGAAAUAUUUGAUUUGUUAAAUACUAGUGAUUUAAUACGAUCAUUUUACAAAUUAAAUAAUCGCAUAGACAAAUUGAUUUCUGAAACAACGAUAAAUUUAAUAAAUAUUGAUUUAACCAAUUUCUCAAAAUAUCAAUUUAAUUAUUGUUGUGAACAAAUUGUAUCGACUAAUUACAAUCAAGUUCGUUCAUUGACACUGUCAAAUAUUUGUACAUUUGGUCAAAUACUAGUCUUUACAUCAAUGUAUGAUAUUGGUCAAUUUAGCAAUCUGCAAUCUAUCACAUUGAUUGAACCAGAAGUUCGACAGUAUUUAGUAAUCAUACAAAAAUCACCGAAAAUCACAUAUUUGUCUGUUACUCUAAAUGAAGUUGAUGAAAUAGAGGAAAAAGAUAUUGGCACUAUUAUUCUAUCUAAUCCUCUACCACCAUUAUUAAAAACAUUAAAAUUAUUUUAUAAUGGUCAAAUUUCUAUUGGUAAACUAGGAACACAUUUUAAUUUGCAAUAUUUAACAAUCAUUGCUGAUUGUUAUUUUACAGACUUAUUUCACAUAUUUGACUGUUUUCCAUGUAUAAAUUAUUUAGAAAUUGAACUAAUCGGAAUUCAAAGUGAUAUUGAUACUUAUCUCUUUACGAUAAAUUCAUCAACAAUGCCAGAACAUUUACAAACAUUGAAAAUAAAUAAUCUUUCAGUUAAUUUUAGAGCCAUUGAACUUUUAUUAAUGAGACUUAAUCAAUUAAAAGAAUUAUCAUAUCGUUCAAUUGCAAGUGAAAACAAUAAUGAUGCUCAUACGGAUAGUAAUCGAUGGCAAUCAAUACUCUCAUCAUAUCCGUUAUUAGAAAAAUUUCAUAUGGAUAUUAUUAUUGAAGAUAAUUCAUUAGAUAUAUGUGAACUAUCAUCGUCAUUUCAAACACAAUAUUGGCUUUAUCAUCGGUGGACGAUUAUCUGUGAAUCGAGUGUAAACAAUUCAAAUGUCUAUCAUUUAUAUACUAUACCUUAUUCAAAUUCAAUAUUUAGUACGUCAUCGGAAAAUUUACAAUCAACAUCUGUUCUUGAUGUAUCAAAUGCCUAUGAUACUAUCAAUUACUUAAAUCUUAAUUUGACAUCACAUUGGCCGUUUAUAACUCGAAAAUAUUUGAAUGUGCAUACACUGGAAUUAGUAAAUACUUCAACUAAUUUAUUAUCAUCAUCAUCCGUCAUAUCAUAUUUGAAUAAAACGAUCAUAUUUUCAAAUUUAAAACAUUUGAUUAUUCAAAAUGAUUUGUCAGUUGAUAUUAAAUUCUUAGAAGCAUUACUUGAAAAUGCUGUCAAUAUUCGUCACUUAGUUAUUGAUCUUCAUUAUUUUUUACAGUUAACUAGUAAUUUUAAGAAUGUACACGUAAAUUUACUUUUACAAAAAAUGAUGUUACAAAAAUGUCAAUUUCGAAAUGAUUAUUUACCAAUUGAUGUUAGCAAUGAUUUUGUUCAAAUAUUUUCACCUAGUUUAGAAUGUCUUUCAUUAGAUAUUCGAACAAACUAUGAUUUGUUGGUUAUACUACCAUUGAUAUUAAAUAAGAUGACCAAACUUUAUAGCUUAGAAAUUAAUCUAUACGAAAGUUUGUUCAACGAUACACUAAUUAUUUUAAGCCAAAUACUGAAACAUCGAAAUAUUACAAAGUUCAUUUAUCCACAAAUGAUUAGAAUUUGGAAAUGA
Molecule: messenger RNA, 1731 nt
Organism: Didymodactylos carnosus
Lineage: Eukaryota; Metazoa; Rotifera; Eurotatoria; Philodinida; Philodinidae
Source: the annotation of a GenBank genome assembly